AUGUUUGCUACAGCACCAACUGGAUCCGGAAAAACAGUCAUGAUGGAGCUGGAACAUGGUGGAGACCAGUCCAAAAUAGUUUAUAUUUCACCAACCAAAGCAUUGUGCAAUGAACGGGUUCGUGACUGGCAAGUCAAAUUUAAAUCUGUUGGGCUUACUUGUCGAGAACUGACAGGUGAUACAGAUUACAAGCAAAUAAGCGAAAUUCAAAGAAGCAACAUCAUUGUCACCACACCAGAAAAAUGGGAUAUUAUGACCCGAAAGUGGCGGGACCACAGGCACUUGAUGAAGAUGCUCCGACUUGUUUUGCUGGACGAAGUGCAUAUACUAAAGGAGCCAGGCCGAGGAGCAACAUUAGAGGUCAUUGUGAGUCGAAUGAAGGCAGUUCAUAGUGAGAUCUAUUCGCUGUCAACUGCUGAGCAUGUUGAUAGUUCAAACCAAGACGCUUUAAAAAAUGUACAAGAAAAGUAUGAAUCAAGACCUAUUCGAAUCUUGGCAGUCUCGGCAACAGUUCCAAAUAUAAACGACAUUGCCGAGUGGCUAAAGAAUUCAGAUGAACGACCUGCCGAGCUUAGAAAGUCUGCCAUAUCAGCAGCAGGACAGCUUGCAAAAGAAUGUAAAUUGAUUUCUAGUUCUGGGUUUCAUCCAUUCACUAAUGGGCUGGAAUACAAAGGAGGCGUUGAACAGCAUCCGGAUGUAUCGGAUAAAGUAUUGCAUGAUUACAUGCGAGAACGAGUGGCAUUUCAUCAUGGAGGCACAACAUCGACGCUAGCAGUUGGAGUAAAUCUACCUGCUCAUCUUGUGAUUAUCAAGGGUACAUCUCAGUAUAUUAAUGGAGAAUUUCGGGACUAUUCUGAUAUGGACAUUGAGCAAAUGAUUGGACGAGCAGGAAGGCCUCAGUUUGAUACAACGGGGAUAUCUAUUAUCAUGACAUCGCUAGAUAAAACUGAACACUUUCAAAAACUGAUAUCUGGACGAGAAGUAAUUGAAAGCAGUCUUCAUGAUAAUCUUAUUGAGCAUUUAAAUGCUGAAGUAGUUCUUGGCAGCAUAUCAAAUCGCCAGAGCGCAUUGAAGUGGUAA
Batrachochytrium dendrobatidis JAM81 is the source of this 1080-nucleotide messenger RNA. RefSeq lists its product as uncharacterized. Gene Ontology annotation, molecular function: nucleic acid binding; ATP binding. Lineage: Eukaryota; Fungi; Chytridiomycota; Chytridiomycetes; Rhizophydiales. Bases 1 to 1080 code for a protein of 359 amino acids. The record is from RefSeq and is a predicted model, not a curated record. The transcript has 7 exons.